Molecule: messenger RNA, 2693 nt
Organism: Sinocyclocheilus grahami
Lineage: Eukaryota; Metazoa; Chordata; Actinopteri; Cypriniformes; Cyprinidae
Product: phosphofurin acidic cluster sorting protein 2-like
Exons: 22
Coding region: 281-2482 (733 amino acids)
Biological process (GO): protein localization to plasma membrane
Molecular function (GO): transmembrane transporter binding
Source: RefSeq, a predicted model, not a curated record
CGCUGGUACAACCCUUGGUCACGUGACUUCCUGCGGCGAGAAAAUGCUGCUGCAGUUUCUUGUCGCGAGCGCUCGGUGCACGAUGUGGAAAUUCCGAACCACGGCGGCAUGAAGCUGCACGCAGACACCGUACGCGAAUCGCUGCGCCACCCGUGAACGGUAACCCGGCUCCAUAGAGCAGCGGAUUAACAGCCGUUUGAGCGGGAAGGAUUUAGAUCCAGCGCGUUCCUGAGGGAGAAGUUUGCUCGCUGAGUCGGUGUACGGGACACCAGCAGCGAGAAUGGCGGAGAGAAGUGGCCGGUUAAGCUUCCCCGGGAGCGGGGGGCUAAACAGACCGGUGCCUAUGAACCUGUUCGCCACCUGGGAGAUAGACGGCUCCUCUCCUAACUGCAUCCCCAGGUUGUGUAGUCUGACUUUGAAGAAGCUAGUGGUGAUGAAGGAACUUGACAAGGAGCUGAUUUCUGUCGUCAUUGCAGUCAAGAUUCAGGGCUCCAAGCGAAUCCUGCGCUCCCAUGAGAUAGUGCUGCCCCCUGCUGGUGUGGUGGAGACUGAUCUCGCUCUCACAUUCUCACUACAGUACCCUCAUUUUCUGAAACGCGAGGGAAAUAAGUUGCAAAUCCUGCUUCAGCGGAGGAAGAGGUACAAAAACCGAACGAUUUUGGGUUACAAGACUUUGGCUGCUGGCUCUAUAGACAUGGCAGAGGUGAUGCAGCAUCCUGCAGAAGGUGGGCAGGUCUUGGCUCUUUGCAGUAAUCAGAAGGAGUUUCUGGGUAAAGUUGCAGAGAUUUGGAUAUAUUCCCUGUCCAGUCAGCCUAUAGACCACGAGGAGGCAGCCAUUCUGGGACAGAAAAUCAAAUGUUCUGAUAAUUACUCCGAAGAAGAGUAUGAAAGCUUCUCAUCGGAGCAGGAGGCCAGUGAUGACGCAGCACAAGGACAGGAUCUUGAGGAUGAUGAGUACGAGAUAAGGAAACCAAAAAAGCAAAGGAGGUCAAUAGUCCGGACGGCGUCGAUCACCAGGCAGCAGAACUUUAAGCAGCGCGUGGUGGCAUUGCUCAAACGGUUCAGAGUUUCUGAUGAGGUGUUAGACUCAGAGCAGGACCCAGCCGAGCCACCUCCUGAAGUAGAGGAAGAUCUGGAUCUGGAGAGUUUAGAGUUUGAGAAUCCGAGUGACAGUGGACCGGAUCUGGAUGAUGAUGAAAGUGUUCUCAGCACCCCAAAACCCAAACUCAAACCAUAUUUCGAAGGAAUUUCUCUAUCCAGCUCUCAGACAGAAAUUGGCAGCAUUCACAGUGUUAGGAGUCAGAGAGAGCCGCCCAGUCCAAUGGAUCCUGAUAAAAUAAGGGCUGUAGGUGGAAAGUUUCAGAUGGAUAAUGAAUCAGAUAAUGUUUCAAUGGGUCAUCCUGAGGUUGUGACCCCUACCACAGAACUGGAGAUGAUGGACAACAUGGACACUUUCAUGGAGAGGUUGCCUCCUACAGGCCGGAUGACCAAAACAGAGUCACUUAUCAUUCCAUCCAACCGCUGGCUCGGAUACCUGCGAUUCCUUAUUAUCCCACUUGGGGUUCAUCCAGUGGCUAAAUAUCUGGCCAGUAUAGACUACAGAUAUAACGGCCUGUUCCAGGACUCAGCGUGGAGAGAUCUUUUCCACAAACCAGAAGCGCCAACCUCAGCAGUUCAGGACAGUCCAGAUGUGGUUUCCAGGGUAACGCAGUAUAUGUUGGGAGCGAAUGGAGCUCUUCAGCUGCCCAUAGCAGAGGCCAUGCUUACCUAUAAGCAGAAAAGGAAAAAGAGCUUUCAUUUAGAUUUUGCAGUAAGUCCUGAUGAAGACUCGUGUCAGAAAUUCAUUCCUUUUAUUGGGGUGGUGAAAGUGGGGAUUGUUGAACAAACUUCUGCAACAUCUGGCGAUUCAGAUGACGCUGCUCCUGUGGGAUCUUCUCUUCUCUCGUCUACUCCUCCUGCACAGAUCUCCCCAUUACUGAAAGAAGCAUCUCCAACGCCUCCUUCUUCUCCCUCUGUACACAUGUCCAGUUCUCCUGGAGGAGGUCAGGGGGAGCUGAUGGGUCUUCAGGUUGAUUACUGGAUUGCUCCAUCAGAGAGGAAGAAAGACGUGGAGAAGAGAGACUCCAAAAACACGCUCAAGGGCACCUUCCGUUCACUGCAGGUCAGCCGCCUCCCACUGGGCGGAGCAGAGACGACACAUCAGCCAACCAUGUCCAUGACUGUUGUCACCAAAGAGAAGAAUAAGAAGGUGAUGUUUCUGCCUAAAAAGACCAAGGAUAAGGAGGCAGAGUCUAAGAGUCAGGUGAUAGAGGGCAUAAGUCGACUCAUCUGCACAGCCAAACACCAGCAGACCAUGCUGAAAGUGUUGAUAGAUGGAGUAGAAUGGAACGAUGUGAAGUUUUUCCAGCUUGCGGCUCAGUGGUCAUCUCAUGUCAAACACUUCCCGCUUGCCAUCUUCGGACCCUUCAAAGGGCCUUACUGAACUACAGCCUCACAUCUUCACUCCUCUACGCUACGGCUGCCUUUACACUCAGUGCUGCCUCAUGUUUUUAUUUAAAAUUUCUGCUUUCUCACGGUUUGUGUCUGUGCUAUUUUUAUUUUUUAAUUUUGUUGACAUUUGAUUGUUCUUUUAUGAAAGACUUGAUGCAGUCUUGGCAACAGGGCAUAUCUUUUUGGACUAUGUAUGUUAAAAC